Spizellomyces punctatus DAOM BR117 is the source of this 1479-nucleotide messenger RNA. RefSeq lists its product as uncharacterized. The record is from RefSeq and is a predicted model, not a curated record. NCBI's taxonomy places the organism in Eukaryota, Fungi, Chytridiomycota, Chytridiomycetes, Spizellomycetales, Spizellomycetaceae. The transcript is spliced from 6 exons. The coding region runs from base 122 to 1225 and encodes 367 amino acids.
CGUUUUGAAAAGCUAUUUGGACCUCAUCCCCCCAAUUUUAACAUUUCUUCCUCAUUGAACAACUGCUACAUCUUUUCAACGUUUUUAGAUUUGUUACGGACGCAGGCAGCUACUCGCCGUUAUGCCACCAAAACCUCUGAGAAUAUCCAAGCAGGAUAUCUCAAAUCCUACUCCCCUCCUCUCCGCUGAACAAGCACAAGCCGCAGCAGCUAUGGGCGAUGUCCUCAAACACCCAACGCACCACUUUCAGCGGAGAGACGGUGGUGACUCUGGUAUCAGUUUGGAUGAGAAACGAGCUCAUAUGGGUCAGCACGCGAUUGCACCUUUCUCCGCGGGCAGGUUUGACUCGUCCGCCAGUGUUGCUGGUGGACCCAACGACCCGCGAGUAAUAAAAGCAAGGCUCCCUCCGCCGCGGCUGACGAUGCGGCAAUAUCAGUCCUUUGUCCAAGCGCUGGCGGUGUAUAGACGGCAGGUCCAAGCUCUUGCUGCUGCUAGCGAAACCUUUGUGAGGGCUUUGGAGGAUUUGGCCGAGUUUGUUCCAGCAGCGCACAUACGGCGACCUCAUGUGGUGGGCGACCUGGAUUUUUUAAUUGACAGUACACAUCUCAUUGCAAACGCUCAUCAAAUUUGGGCCGAAAGCCUAGAGCGCGAGUUUGAAGCACCAUUGACCCAAAAUAUCCAAAAUAUUAUGACGAGAGUAACCUCGAGACAAAACGAAAACAAAGACCAAAUAAACAAACUUGUGGAGCGAUUACAUCAGGAAGAGGAUAAAUCAUAUAAACUGGGGAAGAAGAAGCAAAGGGAUAUUAAAGCCCUGCAAUCCUCUCUAAAUGUUCGAAUGAGCAUAGCAGAUGAGAUUAAGCGACUAACAGUAGAAAAUCAAACGCUGCAUGAUACCCUUUCACAUCACAAUAUGGAAUUUAUAUUAGAAAAUUGUGCAAGCGGUGUGCGAGGCGAACUGCAAAAUUACGAAACAAUAUACGAAGGCCUCAAAAAGCUGGGAGCGUAUUCCGACUCCUCUGACUUUCCCCAUAAUUACCAAACCCAACGCGCUGGUCGCUUUUCAAUCAUGAGUCAAACACCCACUAUACCACAAACAGACAUCCUCCCACCCAGCGAGCGAUUCCCAGAUAUGACCGGAGACGAUCGAUUAUGGGAGGGGGACGAAGAUAGGUUCGAUGUGGAAUUGUUGAGAAAUGCUCUUAAGAAUUUGGGCGGCGAUUGAUACCGUGCGCCGCGAUCAUGAUGGUCUAGCUGUAAGCCAGAUCGGUCUCGCGAUGGGAAACGUCUGCUACCUUUGUUAUUUUCAUCAGCGGCAUUGUGAAGUUAGUUAGUGUUACUGUUAUAUGCAUUUUUUUUGUUACCAGUUAGACUGUGGUGGAUGUGGGUUCAGUGUUUAUUUUCUGAUACGAGUUAGGUGAAAGUAACCACCAUGUAAUGUAUGUACAAAAUCAAAUAUUGAAAAGUAUUAGGGGCAAA